Messenger RNA from Apis cerana (Asiatic honeybee), 1322 nucleotides. RefSeq names its product heterogeneous nuclear ribonucleoprotein glorund (gene glo). The record is from RefSeq and is a predicted model, not a curated record. Gene Ontology annotation, molecular function: RNA binding. Lineage: Eukaryota; Metazoa; Arthropoda; Insecta; Hymenoptera; Apidae.
UGAAAUAUUAAAAAACAUAAAAUAUUUUUGAUUAAAGCAUAUAUUAUUUGCAAGAUUUAAAUUAUUAAAUUAUAAAAAAUCAUUCAUUUUAAUAAACAAAAAUUACAAAUAUUAUAAUAUACUUCAUUUGUAUGUAUAAACGAGUCUUAAAUAUCGUUAUGAUAAACGCCAUUUUGCUAAUAGUUUUAUAGAGCGUGGUGUUGGAUAAACGUUCGCUGUCAAUUAAAAUUAAUUUGUGAUUCUUUUCAAUUUAUAGACUAGCAAAGUUUUUAUUUUAGACUAAAACCAUGUCUAAUGGAAGUGGAGAUCAUGAUGACGAAGGUUAUGUUGUUAAAUUACGUGGACUUCCAUGGUCAACUACUGUUGAUGAAAUCAUGAAAUUCUUUAGCGAUUGUUCUAUUACGAAUGGUAAAAAUGGUGUUCAUAUGACAAUGUCACGAGAAGGACGUCCAAGUGGAGAAGCUUAUGUAGAAAUGGAUACACUUGAAGAUAUUGAGAAAGCUUGCAAACGAGAUAGAGAUCACAUGGGACAUCGUUAUAUAGAGGUUUUUAAAGCAAAAAGAGGUGAAAUGGAGUGGGUAGUCAAAAGAAGUGGUAUGAACCUAGAAAAUGCUAUGGAUGAUGGUUGUGUGAGAUUACGUGGUCUACCAUUUGGCUGUUCUAAAGAAGAGAUUGCACAAUUUUUUUCAGGGUUGGAGAUAUUGCCGAACGGGAUUUCACUACCGACAGACUACACGGGCCGCAGUACUGGGGAGGCUUACGUUCAAUUUGUUAACAAAGAUGUUGCGGAGCGCGCUCUGCAGAAACACAAGGAAAAGAUAGGACACAGAUACAUCGAAAUCUUCCGAAGCAGUUUAUCUGAAGUACGUGCUAGUAUUGGUCCGAAAAUGCGAGGACCAAUGGGAGGUUUCAAUCAGAGACCUGCUCCUUAUGACCGUGGUUCCCGUUUUGGAGGAAUGAAUCGUUUCAGCAAUAAUAGUAGAGGUUCUAGAAAUAGAGAUUUUGAUGGUGGUCCAUGGGGAAGUGGUAAUAAUUUUGAUUCACGUGGAGGAAGUAUGGGAAUGAGAGGAGGUUUGGAUAUGAAAGGUGGAAAUUUCAGAGGUAGCGGUGAUACAUGGGGUGGUAAUUCCGGUAUUCAUAGUAUUCACAUGCGUGGUUUGCCAUUUAAAGCUACCGAACAAGAUAUUGCUGAUUUCUUUAGACCUAUUGAACCAGUGAAUGUACGAAUUAUUCUUGAAAAUGGUGGACGUCCUUCUGGAGAAGCUGAUGUGGAAUUUGCAACCCAUGAAGAGGCUGUUAAAGCUAUGUCCAAGGUUAAUUAA